UGAUGUAAACAAAACACAAUAUUGUCGACGAAAUAUGACUACUGUCCAAUAAAAUACAAUAAAAUAUUAUUUUACGAUCAACAAUUUAAAUAAUUUAAUACAUAUCAUUAAAUAAUAAUUUUUUAAACGCAAAUUUAAGUUUUCUUAAUAAAUCAUUUAAGUUAUCAAGAAUUAUAAAAUAUGACAAAAAUUGAGAAGAAAAAACAAGAAUUCAAUGUGGAAAUAAACCAAAAUCGUAUUAAUUACUUGUAUCAAUUAAGUACAGCUCUAGCUGGGCAAUGUCCUGGCUUAUCAUCAACAUAUAACUCUAUACUGAAAGGUUUAUCACAAAAAAGUUUACUAAGAGUUGAUCCAGAAAUGAAAAGAAAUAUCUGUAAGGGUUGUGAUACUAUGCUUAUACCUGGAAAAACUGUAACAUGUCGUACAAUAAAAAAAACCAAAGGUACAAUUAAAUGGUCAUGUAAUUUUUGUGGAAAGUCAAAGACGUUUAGAAAAAAUAACAAUAAUUGCAUAUGGUCGGAAAAUCCUGAUUUUUUGUUACAAACUAUUAUUUAUGAUUAAUAAAAUAAAAUAAUGUUUUACCUGUUAA
This is a messenger RNA of Rhopalosiphum maidis (corn leaf aphid), 589 nucleotides long. Its product is annotated as ribonuclease P protein subunit rpr2-like. Gene Ontology annotation, cellular component: nucleolar ribonuclease P complex. The coding region runs from base 181 to 561 and encodes 126 amino acids. The transcript is spliced from 2 exons. The record is from RefSeq and is a predicted model, not a curated record. Gene Ontology annotation, biological process: tRNA processing. Lineage: Eukaryota; Metazoa; Arthropoda; Insecta; Hemiptera; Aphididae.